Molecule: messenger RNA, 342 nt
Organism: Iphiclides podalirius (scarce swallowtail)
Lineage: Eukaryota; Metazoa; Arthropoda; Insecta; Lepidoptera; Papilionidae
Source: the annotation of a GenBank genome assembly
AUGUUUUCCAAGGUGUUCUGCUUGACCGCGUUAGUCGCCGUAGUGGUCGCUUAUGAUCAUGGCCAUGCAUAUUCUUCUAACCAUAUCUCUCGCCACGACGGACACCAUGAACCCGUGCAUGUCCACGGGCAUGGACAUGAGCAUGGACAUGUCGACUACUAUACCCACCCUAAAUACGAGUUCGAGUACAAAGUGGAAGACCACCACACAGGCGAUAUGAAGUCGCAGCAUGAGCACCGUGAUGGUGACGCUGUGAAGGGAAGCUAUUCGCUGCACCAGCCUGACGGCUCCGUCAGACGUGUUGAGUAUUAUGCAGAUGAUCACAGGGGUUCCACGCAGACG